UGAACGAACUUAUGUCAAAAUCGUCAAAAGUCAAAACAACGAAAAGCGUGUUCCACAUGAUAAUCGAACACAAAUAUUGUAAAACUAUUAACAAAUAAGAGAUUGCAGUGACAAAAUAAUAUAGAAAGUAGUGUUUUAAGUCCAAUUCAUAAACGUAACACAAUAUGGCUCGCGGUAAAGACAAGAAAAAGCGUAAGUUGGAGAAGAAGCAAGAAGGUGACGAUGUCCCGAAGAAGAUUCCUCACACGCUGGAGUCUCUCCGAGAGAAGGAUGAGACUAUGCUGGCUAAUGUUGACGAUGAAGAAAAGUUAGAGGCACAAAAGGACAUGGAAUUAGAUGAACUGUCUUCCUACUAUGAGAAUUCGUAUGAACCUAAAGUACUGAUCACAUAUUCGGACAACCCACACAACAAGACUAGGAUAUUCGGCAAGGAGCUGUGUAGAAUGAUACCUAAUUCUAUAUCUAGGUAUAGGCAAAGAUCAUCAGUAAAGCGCAUAGUACAGUCUGCAAUCCGUGAGCAAGUGACAGAUGUGAUAGUAGUGAACGAGAAUCAAAAACAGCCCAACGGGUUCCUCCUGAUCCACUUACCGAACGGACCAACAGCACACUUCCGCCUCUCAAGCUGUAAGAUCACUCCAGAGUUAAGGAAAGAUUAUAAGGAAAUUACUACACAUAGACCUGAGGUAAUCCUGAACAACUUCAGCACCCGUCUCGGUCUGACGGUGGGUCGCAUGCUGGGCGCGUUGUUCCACUACGAGCCUCAGUUUCGCGGCCGCCGCGCCGUCACCUUCCACAACCAGCGCGACUACAUAUUCUUUAGGCAUCAUCGGUACGAAUUCACUUCAGACGGCAAGCGGGCGAAGCUUCGAGAACUAGGCCCACGCUUCACCCUGAAGCUGAUCUCCUUACAGCAAGGGACCUUCGACUCGAAGCGCGGAGACUACGAGUGGAUCAUCGCCGGCAGGAGGCACCAGCUCGAGACAUCCAGGAGGAAGUUCUUCUUAUAGUAUGUUCUAUGUCAUUGAGAAAGAAAUAAAGUAUUUUGUAAGACCUA
Messenger RNA from Helicoverpa zea (corn earworm), 1054 nucleotides. RefSeq names its product probable ribosome production factor 1. Gene Ontology annotation, molecular function: rRNA primary transcript binding. The transcript is spliced from 6 exons. The record is from RefSeq and is a predicted model, not a curated record. Lineage: Eukaryota; Metazoa; Arthropoda; Insecta; Lepidoptera; Noctuidae. Gene Ontology annotation, cellular component: preribosome, large subunit precursor; nucleolus. The coding region runs from base 165 to 1007 and encodes 280 amino acids. Gene Ontology annotation, biological process: maturation of LSU-rRNA; maturation of 5.8S rRNA.